UCAGAUCGCAAGCUACUCAUAAUAUCCAUCCCCCCGCUGCCAUCACCCAACUUUCCCUUGCUUCUCUUUCGAUCUCCAGCUCUUCGGAAGCGCUCUUCGGGUGCGCCAUUGAGUCGCAUUGUCUCUGCUGCGUUUGCUGUCUAAAACAGUCAGCGAGGGCGGCAUUAAGAAGAGGAUACGAGGAUGACAUUACUUGAGCAUAUGCACAUCGUUUCCGGCGUGCCUGUGAAGCUCUUUGGGUAUACGGAAGGCAGAGCCCCUGUGCGGUUGGGGAUUCUGUUUACUUAAUCUUAUUAAAAAGAUUCCCUUGUCGAAUGUUAUGCUGCUCUACCCCAUUCCGAUCCGUUGAGAUCCAAAUUAAAGUGAAGUCUUUAAACCUGGACCUGCUCGGCGGCAUCACUGACUCGGUGUUGGUAACCUCCUGCGAAACUAACAUCUGUACCGCUUGUCAGCGGGAGAGCUGAAUGGACCGCUUGUAACCGAAGUAUUAGCAAAUUAAGUUAAUUUCAUUUAACUUAAUGUUUCUUGUAAGUAAUGCGAAGCAGCCCUUGGUUUUGAUGAAUGGCGUAGAAUGAAGUGAUUUAGGAGCUGGCAACUGGAAUUUAUAUGAGGCGUGAAUCAAACAAGGCUGCUCCAAGGAAGUAUCACUGAGAAAAAAGAAAAGAAAAGAAAAAGAAAAGGUGGAACUUAGUCCUCGCUGAAAGCAGAUUGUUGAGGUCGGUAUAUUUGUAGACUAGAAUUGAAACAUCCAGGUUUCGAUUCAGUAAACCAGGUUCUUUAACCGGGUAUGUCUCUUAAUCAGCAAUCUCAUCAACAUGCCGACAAUGUUCGGCUUCCUGCGGAUGUGGAUUGGAACAUGCUCGAUAAGUCCAAAUUUCUUGUGCUUGGAGCUGCGCUUUUUUCUGGCGUUUCAGCGACCCAAUAUCCAGCUGUGGUUCUCAAAACUCGACAGCAGGUCAUGGCUGUGAACCAGUCGUGUACAUCUCUGGGUUUGAGCCUCCUGAAAACUCACGGUCUUCCGGGUCUCUACAAAGGUUUUACCACUUCCCUCAUCGGAACUAUCCCCGCCCGUUCAAUUUACAUGACUACAUUGGAGUUUACAAAGUGUCACGUCACUACUCUUGCCAAAAUCUUUGGAGGAAUGUCUGAUCCGGCUGCUGCGGCGGUGGCCAACGCUGCCGCUGGAUUGACGGCCUCAUUCGCUGCCCAGUUUGUGUGGACUCCUAUUGAUGUUGUCACUCAGAGACUUAUGGUGCAGGGAGGUCGUGGGGGUCUUUCAACUGAUUACAGAGGUGGGAUUGAUGCAUUUCGGACCAUUCUGAAGCAGGAGGGGGUGCAAGGGUUGUAUCGUGGGUUCUCUCUUUCUGUAGCAACCUGUGCUCCAUCGAAUGCUCUGUGGUGGGCGUCUUAUUGUGUUACUCAAAGGUCACUGUGGAUGUCGAUCUGUAAUCAGAGAAACCAGGAGGAAGGUUAUGAGCCUAGCUCACUUACGAUCAUUGGUGUCCAAGGUCUCAGUGCGUCGUUGGCGAGUGGUGUGUCGGCAGUAUUAACGACCCCAUUGGAUACAAUCAAAACCCGGCUUCAGGUUCUGAAGGGUGAGUGUGGCAGGCGUCCUAGUGUUAGAUGGACUCUGAAAACUCUUAUCGCCGAAGGAGGAUGGAAGGCAUUUUAUCGAGGCAUCGGUCCUCGUUGGUGUAGCAUGUCCAUUUCCGCUACAACCAUGAUCGUAACUUACGAAUUCCUGAAGCGGAUGUCUGCUAAGGCCGAGGAUUGAAGCAGACUGCCUUCAGGAAGAGCCAUUUCGAAGAAAUGCAUCCUAUCAACCCAGCUUACUUUCAGUUAUGGAGAAACAUGGUGCUGUAACUGGAGAGCACUUUCCUUUCCUAUCUAGAGUGUAGAGGGAUUUUUCAAUGAAGUUGUCGCCGAAGAGUUUGGCCCUUGAGGCGAUCUGUUGAGAACUAUCUCUUUGUUUGCUCAUGUGGUCACAGGAAAAAAGUCCUUCUAUGUCCGAAUGGCGACGCAGAUGCGGAUGUAGCUACUGCACGUUUGCAUACUGUACGCUUUCAUGCAUGAGAUCCUUGACUUUUUGUACAGUAUCCAGAUGUAGGUAGAGACAAAACAGGCAGCAGCUAGGCUGCGUUCCAUUGACGAAGCAGGAAAGUUUUUUCUCCGUGUCUUUGCUCAAGAUAGUUAGCUGCUGUAUAUUUUUUUCGUGUAAUGUAUGAUAAAAUUUCGUAAACUUGGA
Molecule: messenger RNA, 2245 nt
Organism: Physcomitrium patens
Lineage: Eukaryota; Viridiplantae; Streptophyta; Bryopsida; Funariales; Funariaceae
Biological process (GO): transmembrane transport
Source: RefSeq, a predicted model, not a curated record